CCGUCAACCACUUUGGUUCAACUACCACCACCGUUUCUCUUCAUUAUCUCUAUAAACACUCUAUCCAGAUACGCAUUUCUAACUUCCAAUAUACUACUCCUCCUCCCCUUACUCCUCGUCGGUUUCCUGGCCUGGCGCUGGCACCACCAUCAACAUACACCCCCCACCAUGCCGCCUUACUCGGGAGUCCAGAAGCAACUGAUUGCCCAGUUCGUGGCGUUUACGCAAGCGAAAGAUCUUGUUGCUGCAAAGUUCCUUAAAGCGUCUAGGUGGAAUGUUCAGGAGGCCAUUGAUGCCUACCUUGACGAUCCCCAAGCAGGAAGUAGCGGUGCUAGCGCCGCCAUCAGCAAGAUCUUUGACAGCUAUCGAGAUGAUCCUCAAGAGAACCCCGACGGUAUCGGCAUCGAAGGAGCUAUGAAAUUCUUCGGAGAUAUUGAGGUGCAACUGGAUGAGGUCGCCUGUCUUGGAAUCGCAGAAUUGCUCAAAUCCCCAUCUAUGGGUGAGUUUACUCGUGAGGGCUUUGUGACUGGAUGGAGGUCUACAGGCUGCGACAACGUCAAAAAGAUGAUUAGUUACGCCCAAGAAAUCCGCAACCGUAUCCCAACAGACCCUAAUCUCUUCCGUCGCGUAUACCGCUACACCUUCCCCCUCUGCCGUCUCCAAGGCCAGCGCAACCUACAGUUCGAAAUUGCCUCCGAGCAGUGGCGUCUAUUCUUCACUCCCGACAACGGUGGCACGACAUGGAACACGAAAACGACUCCUUGGCUGGACUGGUGGAUCGAGUUUCUGGAGGGACGUGGGAAGCGGCCGAUUAACAAGGAUCUGUGGGAGCAAUUGGAGGUGUUGAUGCGCAAGACGAAGGAGGACGAGGAGUUUUCGUGGUGGAGUGCUGAUGGGGCAUGGCCGGGGGCUAUUGAUGAUUUUGUGGCUUAUGUGCAGGCGAAGAGGGGGAAGAGUUCAGAGAUGGAGAUUGAGUGAGCUGUAUAGUUAGUCCUAAGAAUCCCUCGCUAUAAAUAAAUUCGCCUGAGGUAUCUCUCCAUCACGGGUUGAGUUAUAUCUUUCACUCAGCAGCCCAGAACCCUCGUCUACUUUCUUUGCAACGGGCUAUCCUGUCAUAUCUCGGACAUUCAUUUCAUCCAUCAUACCUUCACUCCACGUC
Molecule: messenger RNA, 1159 nt
Organism: Aspergillus ruber CBS 135680
Lineage: Eukaryota; Fungi; Ascomycota; Eurotiomycetes; Eurotiales; Aspergillaceae
Product: defective in cullin neddylation 1 family protein
Exons: 5
Coding region: 169-978 (269 amino acids)
Biological process (GO): positive regulation of ubiquitin-protein transferase activity; protein neddylation
Cellular component (GO): ubiquitin ligase complex
Molecular function (GO): ubiquitin-like protein binding; cullin family protein binding; ubiquitin conjugating enzyme binding
Source: RefSeq, a predicted model, not a curated record